Messenger RNA from Bombina bombina (fire-bellied toad), 3073 nucleotides. RefSeq names its product elongator acetyltransferase complex subunit 2 (gene ELP2). The record is from RefSeq and is a predicted model, not a curated record. Lineage: Eukaryota; Metazoa; Chordata; Amphibia; Anura; Bombinatoridae. Gene Ontology annotation, biological process: tRNA wobble uridine modification. Gene Ontology annotation, cellular component: elongator holoenzyme complex. Gene Ontology annotation, molecular function: protein binding.
AAUAUGGCAGACUCCACAGUACAUGUUUUACAUGCUGCUUUUUGUGCCAACCGGUGCCCUCACUGUGUUAGCUGGAAUCGUGGCGGGAUUUUGGCUGUUGGUACCUGUCAUUCCGUAGCAUUAUACGACCCUGAGAAUAAGACUGUGUUGUCAAUGCUAAAUGGUCAUGCUGGACGAGUGAAUGCUGUGCACUGGAUUCAGAAAAGUGACUGCAGUGCUGAAUCAGAAUUGGUUUCUGGUGGAUCAGAUAAAUUAGUCAUUAUUUGGAAACUAAAACAAAAUGAGUGUGAACAAUUUACUGUGCUGGAAGGUCACACUGAAGCCGUUUGUGCAGUUCAUGCUGUAUAUACACAUUCAGCAUCCGAAGAUGAUCUGCUUAUAGCAUCUGCUGCUUCAGACUGCACUGUUCGACUAUGGUACAGGAAGAAAUCUACAGCUGAAUGCCUUCAGACACUGAACUUUGGAAAUGGGUUUGUUCUGGAUGUUUCAUUAUCUUUUCUACCUGGCAGUGGAGUUCCGAUUUUAUCUUGUGGUGGAGAUGACAGCAAGAUUCAUUUGUAUGUACAACAGAAUGGGCAGUUUCACAAAGUGCAAGUUCUUCAUGGACACGAGGACUGGGUGAGAGGUGUGGAAUGGGCAGUUAAUGAAGGGAAUCUGUUUUUAGCAAGCUGCUCUCAAGACUGCCUCAUCCGCAUAUGGAAGAUAUUUUCUAAAUCAGCAUCAGAGUCCAUUAUAAUAGAAGAUAAUGGAGAUGAAAGUGUAAUCAAGCUUAAGGAGAAGAUAUUCCAAGUGAUAGGGAACCACGGGGAAACCUCUUAUGCAGUAACACUGGAAAGUGUCUUGGCUGGUCAUGAAAAUUCAGUUUAUGCUGUACACUGGCAACAAUCUUUUUCGAAAGAUGGCAGCAUUAUACAACCAAUGAGUCUCUUGUCAGCGUCAAUGGACAAAACCAUGAUUCUUUGGGGACCAGAUGAAGAAUCUGGAGUAUGGUUAGAGCGGGUUCGUGUUGGAGAGGUUGGAGGAAACACUCUGGGAUUUUUUGGCUGUCAGUUCAGUCCUGAUAAUUCUAUGAUUCUUGCUCACGCCUUUCAUGGAGCUUUGCACUUGUGGAAUCAGAAUCCUGCAAAACCAGAUGAAUGGGUUCCUAUGGUUGUGAUUUCAGGACAUUUCAAUAGUGUGCAGGGUCUGCAGUGGGAUCCCGAUGGACAGUUUGUGAUUACAGUUGGUGCUGAUCAAACCACAAGACUAUUUGGUCCAUGGAAGAGAAAAGGACAUUCUCAGGUGACAUGGCAUGAAAUUGCAAGACCCCAAAUACACGGUUAUGACAUGCAGUGUAUCGCUAUGAUUGGUAGAUUUCAAUUUGUGUCCGGAGCUGAUGAAAAGGUUCUUAGAGUAUUUGAUGCUCCUAGGAACUUCAUUGAGAAUUUCAGUAAUAUUUCUGGCAUAUCUAUGCAGAAUCUUCUGUCAAAUGGAGACACAAGACUUCCAGAAGGUGCCACUGUGCCUGCCUUGGGUUUGUCGAAUAAAGCAGUCUUUCAAGGAGAACAUUGUACACAUUCAGAACAAGAAGACGAGAAAUACAAUAGUGCAUCUGAUCAGAAUUAUCAACCCUCAUUUCAACCCUUAAUCCUCACAGAGCCACCUACGGAAGAUCACCUUUUACAAAAUACUCUCUGGCCAGAAGUGCAAAAGCUGUAUGGACAUGGAUAUGAAAUUUUCUCCGUCGCUUCUAACAAUGCAAUGACUUUAAUUGCUUCAGCAUGUAAGGCUUCUAAAAAAGAACAUGCAGCAAUUAUUUUAUGGAGCACCACAAGCUGGAAACAGCUGCAGAGCUUGCCUUUUCACAACUUGACUGUUACUCAGAUGGCAUUUUCUCCAAAUGACAAAUUCUUAUUAGCAGUUUCCAGAGAUAGAAACUGGUCCCUGUGGAAGAAGCAAGAGGGAAUUUCAGGACAAUCAGGUGGAUAUCAAGUUGGUCAUUGUAUGGGGCAACUGUAACACUGACACCAAUGAAGAAAAUAGCACUGGGAUUAUUAGCCCUUGUUCUACUCUCUUAGAUACAGGAGACUCUGUGACUGCCCUCAGUAUCAGUCGCAUUCUUGCACACGAUGGGAGUUAUAUCUUUGCUGUUGGAUUAGAUUGUGGGAAAAUUAAUGUUUACAAAUGGAAACACACUGGAGCAGUAAAUGACUGGAUAAAGUGUUUUGAGAUUGACAAAAGCCUUUGUCACAUGCUGACUGUCAAGCAGCUUUGCUGGAGAAGUCGUCCAGGCAGAGCUGGACUUGACGAUCUGGAUAACGAUGGAGAGUGGCUACAGCUGGCAAGCUGUGGAGCAGAUCACUGUGUUAAGAUAUUUAAUGUUAACAGAAAUGCUCUGUAAUGGUGCUCCUAUUUAAGAAAACAUUAAAUGUUUCCUAAUAUGACUUCAUGCUUACUAUGGUAUUUUCAUUCUGCAUUGAAAGGUUAGCACACAGAUGUGUGGAAGGUGCAUUGCUUUAACUAAUACAUUCACUAUUGUCAAAUAGUUUGAGACGUAAAGGGACAGUAUACUCAUGAAUUCAUCUGAUAAGAGUUCAUUGUAUUAAAACUAAUCUCUCUUACCCUCAAUGGGAGGUUGACCUCUGCUGCUGUCUCUUGUUUAUAUAGCUUUUCUAACAGAAAUACUGCAGUAUUUGUGUUUUUAGUAUAGGUUUCAAUUUCAUCAGGCAGAAACAGCUAUUUCGAAUGGCAAAAUAAAGGUUAAUGAGUUACUUAUAAACAUUUUAUUACAUUACAGCAGGUAAAUGGAUCAUUGGCAACACAGGGGAGAAAAUGUUACCGUACAAUAUCCCUUUAAUUUUAAAGUAUUUGAUUAAAAUAAAACUGUUUGUAAGCUUUGAGAGUAAUUGGAAAUUGUCCUAAGUAUAUUGUAUAUAUUGGUACUUUAUUCAGAAUAUAUCUCUAAAAAAAUGUAACACGUUUUUUAGGUUAUACCCUUCUGUGUGGACAUUAAUACCAUAUUUAUCAAAAAUAUGGUAUUUCAAUAAGUGUUUUUAUAUAUAUUUCUGUGGUAAAUAAACUCACUUUUUUGCCA